This is a messenger RNA of Dendronephthya gigantea, 786 nucleotides long. Its product is annotated as beta-2 adrenergic receptor-like. NCBI's taxonomy places the organism in Eukaryota, Metazoa, Cnidaria, Anthozoa, Malacalcyonacea, Nephtheidae. The transcript is spliced from 2 exons. Gene Ontology annotation, biological process: G protein-coupled receptor signaling pathway. The record is from RefSeq and is a predicted model, not a curated record. Bases 1 to 786 code for a protein of 261 amino acids. Gene Ontology annotation, molecular function: G protein-coupled receptor activity. Gene Ontology annotation, cellular component: membrane.
AUGGAAUCGAACAACAGUUCAACAGAAUAUACGACAUUUGAAAGAGAUCUCUCGCUAACGAUUGGUAUUCUACUGCUGGUGACAUCUCUUGUUUCAAUAAUUACCAACACACUACUUCUAACUGCCAUCUGCUAUGAUCCUUACAAAUGCUUUCGUAACGUACCAAUAGUAUUUGUAGCAAACCUCGCAGUCGCUGAUUUGUUGACAGGACUUGCUGUUGAUCCAUUGCUUGCUGUUUACAAUUUUGGUAUUUAUCAAAACAAACAUUACUUGAAAAUCCCCCUUGUUUCUCACUACAUCGCUUUAAUCACAGUCAACAACGAUAUAGUCACAAUAGUAAUACUCAUCAUCGACCGAAGUGUGGCCAUUAAAAAACCUUUCUUGUAUCGUCGAGUUAUGACACUAAAAUCAGUUACAAUAAUUGUGGCCAUUUCGUGGAUUUACUCUGGAUUUUUCUGCGCAAUUCGCCUGAUGGGAAUGUCUGACAAAGCGUAUCUCUUACUUGAUACACAUCUACAUGUAACUUUUUCAUUUCUCACAUUGACUCUCUUAUUUGCUUUCAUAUACUCCAACUUAAAGACAGAGAAAAGACGGAAACUCAAAGAAGUCACAUCUAUGAAAAUCCAAGUUCUAUUAUUUCUUGAGCAAAACAUUCGAGCCUGUAGCGUACCUGAACAGCGUUCUCAACCCAUUUAUUUAUGCGUGGAGACACAGGAACUUUCGCAAGGCUCUAGGAUGGGUCGUGAAGUGCCGUGGACGAAAAAGGUCAAAUGUUUGAGAAAAUGA